CCUUAUUAUUGGAAAGGGAAAUUUGGUGCUUCUCACUCCUCAGGGAGUACACAAUCCAUUCAAAGGUAGAUUUUAUCCUCCAUUGUAUUUGAAGCCUGGUAGUAAGUAAAGGUAAAGGUUUCCCCCUGCCUUUAAGUCCAGUCACCAACUCUGGGAGCUGGUGCUCAUUCUCCUGGAGUACAAGCGAGCCAGCGUUGUCCGUAGACACCUCCAAGAUCAUGUAGCCAGCAUGACUGCAUGGAGCGCCGUUACCUUCCUGCCGGAGCGGUACCUAUUGAUCCACACACAUUUGCAUGUUUUCAAACUGCUAGGUUGGCAGAAGCUGCACAUAACAGUGCACACUCACUCUGCUCCCUGGAAUUGAACCUGUGACUUUUAAGUCCGCAAGUUCAGCAGCUCAGCUCUUUAACACGCUGUGCCACUGAGGGCUCCUGUGAAGCCUGGUAACAUGUUUAAUAAGUCUCUCUUCAUUUAUAACAAGUAAUAUGUGCAUUGCAGUCCUUUCCUCUCUGCAUGGAUGAAAAAAAAUCAUAUUUUAAUCUUGGAAGAGAAUAUGCACUUUGCUUCGUAUUGUCACAAUCCUGGAGCAUGAGUCCCUCAAAAAUCAUUUUUCAAGACAAAACAGAGCAACGGCUGUCCCCCCAAAUGAUGUUGGAAUGCAACUCCCAUCAACCGUAGAGCACAGCCAGUUGUGAAAGGAUGAUAGGAGGUGCAGUCCAGCAGCACUUGAAAGGCCAAGAGGUUGCCCACCCUUUUUCCCAAGUGCAAGGCCUCCUAUCUAUACAAAAAUUUUUCCUUAGACAUUGUUGCUUUAAGAGCAGAAAAUAGGAAUACUAACAAUAAUAUCACUAAAGCAAUGACUUUACAAAAAGCCAAAUACUUAAGCAUGAUAUUUGAUCAGCAGCAGUCCAUUUAUAUGCAAGCAAAGAGGAAGCAGACCCAGACAUUGAAACCCCACUUUCACUAUUCAGAGCCGAUUUAAUCUUUCUUGUCAAUUCCAGCUAUUUUUCUUUAUACUGUACCUGUCUUGAUCCCUUGUUAUAUUUAUUUUAAAUGUCUUGGGGCAUUGCAGCUCAGGAGAAAAAGGUGUAUAUGUCAAGCCAGGUUUAUGUUGACCACACUGGGCUCCCUCCCUGCUCUUGUAUCCUUUGUAUCUUAGUGGAGUAGCCCGUCAGAUACUGGAGACCAUCACACACCAUCCACAUUUUCCAUGUGGCCAAGUGGCACCAGAGCCUAAUAAAGACAGAAGAGUUAUUACAGAGGAAGAACGUACAAGUUAAAAGAGGCUGCAACAAUUUGUUCUUACCUGAGCCUCCUGGCAAGAUUCUCCUUCCUCCUUUCUGAUUCCCCCUUGCGGCAUUUCUUGCUUCUGCACAUUUUGAACUCCCUUUGCAGCAGUUGAGGUAAACUGAGGACAAAGAGGAAAAGUGGGAGCAGGAGAGAGAAAAUGGAACAUUUCAAAAGCAGUUGAAAAAGUGGGACGACAAACCAGAUGCCCAUUCUCAAGCAAUCCCCCGUUUCCCACUCCAAGAAGCGGCCCCGUCUGGACCGGGCCAUGAUCAGCGCCCCGUUGGGGGACUUCCGGCACACGAUGCACAUUGGCCGAGGCGGAGAUGCUUUUGGUGACACAUCCUUCCUCAGUAAUCACGGGGGAUCCAAAGCCAAUGGGUUGUCCUCAGAAGUGGCUGCUUCUCCUGGGACUCCAUCCAAUCCUGGAGAUGUUUCUGGGCCCAUCGAACUGCUGUCUUCCCCUGGGAGUGGGAAUGGCGUCCUUCAAAGCCCAGCAACAUCAACCCCAGAUGGAAGCUUUGUGGUCCUGCAACACUCCGGGACGGAAGAGUGGCAGCCCCGGAAGUCCCCCAACGGGGACCUACAGUUCUCCUUGGAGAGCCCCACAUUGGAACACGCUGAAUCCCUUCUCUCUUUCCAGUUGGACUUGGGGCCUUCCAUCUUGGAGGAUGUGUUGGGAGUGAUGGAUAAAGACUGGGACAGUCUCAAAGGGGAGGAAGAGGAACCAUUGCGAGCCGAAAGCUCUAGCCCAGUGGGUUCGAAUCGUGGUGCAGCAAGAGAAGAGGAAGAUGAGGAGGAGGAAGAAGAGGAGGAGGAGGAAGAAGAAGAUGAAGGGCAAGGCUACAGUUUUGAGGAUGAGCAGGACGAAGAGAUUGGACUAUAGGAUGCUUUGCCUCUGGGAUGGUCCUGCCCGUGCGUCCCCAUAUGACUUUGCUUUUCUUCUGCAGAGUUUCUAAGCAUCUCUCAGAUCUGUCAACCUUUGGUAGUAUACAGACCAAACCUGGCCUGCAAAUGACUACAGGUUGAGACAAUCCUUCUUUGUGCCCUUUUAAGAAGCUUUGUAGCAUUCAAAUCUCUCAUAGUUGAGUUCAAGUGGAAAAUGGACUAAGGCAACCAUGAUUCUCACUAUUCUCUUGCCGAUGCACAGAAAGGUUGUGCAUCAGUUUGUUUGGACUUUCAUUUUCCCCCCAAAAGGGAAAUAAACUUGGCCUCUUAGCCCUGUGAUUUGUCCCACAUUGGAAGCUUGUUGGGCUUGAUGAGCAGUCCCAAAUCACAGGAUGCAAUAUGGCAUGCUAUCUCUGAUCACUGAAAAACUGGGUGUCAGUACAUAGCCGCCUAUCACUUUCAUUUUAUUAUAUUCUCUACAAUUUAUUAUAUUAACUCCAAGACUUGGGACAUCCUUGGAUGUGCUGAAGAAUAAACUGGGUAUUUCCAUAACUCUCAUUCAUCUGGAAUCCGUACAUGGCACAUCACAGAUGCCGUUAGAAAACACAUUGUCUGUUCAUGACAUCUUCCACAUCUUUGUGGUUGAUUCAUUUUCACUCAACCUAAUUGUGGCUCGCUAUUUGACUCUGGGUUUUUUUUCUGUCCAACCUUGGAACUGUUUUUGUUAAGCAGAUAGAAGGACAAUUGAGCUGGUAAAUCAUUUUUCCCCUAUUGAUCUUUGUGGGGACAAGUAGUACACUUGUUCAAUGUGAACAGAGUGGAAUGGGUUAAGAAUGAACAGAGAAAAAUAUAUAGACAUUUUGGUAUUUUUGUUGGCCUCAGUUUCUCCAGAUAAUUCUUACUUUUUUUUCCUAACCAACUUUAAAUAUAUCUGAAUAUUUAUCCGUGUCUAGCCAGCCUUCUAUCUAUUUAUCUGUUCACAAUUUUCUUUUUAUCUCUUCAUCUAUCCAUGUGUUCUUAUGUGUUUCUAGAUAUCAAGUCACUGGCUGUAUUAUUUUGUUUCUCUCCCUAUAUCCCACACUGGUUGCUCUUUGCAUUGCAGGGAAGGACUCUUGCUAUGGGACUCCAGCCCCAGUCUGGGUGUAAGACUGGAGGAGGAAGGCGUUAAAUGGUUUCGGAGAAUGGUUUCACUGAAGAAAGCGCCUUUCUGUUUGGAGAUAUGUGUGAGAGAGGAAAAUCUUGCAUAUCUUCUCAAGGAGCCAGACUAGCGAACGACAGAAUGAGCUAAUGAAGGAAAGAUAUUUUGGGGCAUAAUGUGAAUUGACUGUUGAGCAGAUUUGUGCAUAGCUAGCUACACAACUGGCCAACUAUGAUGAGUGUAACAAUUACACAUAAGUGACCAGGAAAAAAAUGUUUUGUAUAUUGUUAAAAAGUUUUCCCCUAUUUUCAUUAUACUAUCAGUAUACUUUUUUAAAAAGAACUGACAAAAUACGCUUGAAUGAACUGGGCUCCAAUCUCUCUUGUUUUUGCUAGUAAACUUUUUUGGUGCAAACUGACAGUGGACAAAACUGGGAAUGCUCAGGUGGAGAAAACAUUCCUCUUUUUGUUUUCCUUUGAAGCUGUGUUGAGGUCCGGGCUAUCGACAGACUGCAUCUCCAUCAAACAUGAACUGGACAGCUUUCCAAAUAAGCUGCUUUUAAGCUGGAUACAAUUAGUAGGCUAGAAAUGGUGAUAACUGGAGGGGAAUUGACUUGCUGAUACUGACAGACCUUUCCAUUUGAACCCUGUGAUCUCAGGGCCCUAUUCAUCAACAUGACUGCUGGUUCUUUAGCCUUUCAUUUCUUCCCUGCUCUGGUUGAAAUGACAUUCCAUUGAAAGCAUCCUCACCUCUGGAAACUGUCCUACAUGGAUGCUAUUGGUGGAUUUUUAAAGAAAACUUUGGCUAUCUCCUGUAUGUCUGCAUGUAAUGGUAAACAGUUGGAAAAUUGUGUUGUCGAAGGCUUUCAUGGCCAGAAUCAAUGGGUUGCUGUGAGUUUUCCGGGCUGUAUGGCCAUGUUCCAGAAGCAUUCUCUCCUGAUGUUUCACCCAUAUCUAUGGCAGACAUCCUCAGAGGUUGUGAGGUCUGUUGGAAACUAGGCAAGUGAGGUUUAUGUAUCUGGAAGGUCCAGGGUGGGAAAAAACUCUUGUCUGUUAGAAGCAAGUGUGAAUGUUGCAAUUGGCUAUCUUUAUUAGCAUUGAAGAGCCUUGCAGCUUCAAAGCCUGGUUGAUUCCUGUCUGGGGAAAUCCUUUGUAGGGAGGCGUUAGCUGGCCCUGAUUGCUUCCUGUCUGGAAUUCCCCUGUUUUAGAGUGUUGUUCGUUAUUUACUGUUCUAGACAUGAAACAGUCAGGACCGGCUAACACUUCCCAACAAAGAAUUAGCCCAGGCAGGAAUCAACCAGGCUUUGAAGCUGCAAGGCUUUCUAAUGCUAAUCAAGGUGAUUAAUUGCAAUAUCCAAAAGAUUUCUCCCCUGGACUUUCCACAGAUAUAUAAACCUCACUUGCCCGGGCUCCAAUAUACCUCACAACCUCUGAAGAUGCCUGUCAUAGAUGCGGGCAAAACGUCAGGAGAGAAUGCUUCUGGAACAUGGCCAUACAGCCCGGAAAACUCACAGUAACCCAGUUGGAAAAUUAGCCAGUUCUCAAGUCGCUCCCGACACGAAAAAAGAAUCAGAUCAUUGCUGUCUCUCCCAUACCUUUGUGCACUGCUGCUUUCUCUGUAAGUUGGUCUAUUUACUGCACUUCUGUUACUAUGUGAUGUCCAACAGUUUAUAAUAGCAAAGGUCACUACAGCCUAUACCCUUUUGGUUGAUCUCAACUUGAACAGACCUUUCGAAUCAAUGGGGGUUUACAUAAGCCUGGACUCACGAAUAAACAGCUGAUUCAAUGGGGAAAA
Messenger RNA from Anolis carolinensis (green anole), 5107 nucleotides. RefSeq names its product CDC42 effector protein 5 (gene cdc42ep5). The record is from RefSeq and is a predicted model, not a curated record. Gene Ontology annotation, cellular component: cytoplasm; membrane. Gene Ontology annotation, biological process: positive regulation of pseudopodium assembly; regulation of cell shape; positive regulation of actin filament polymerization. Bases 1493 to 2173 code for a protein of 226 amino acids. The transcript is spliced from 2 exons. Lineage: Eukaryota; Metazoa; Chordata; Lepidosauria; Squamata; Anolidae. Gene Ontology annotation, molecular function: small GTPase binding.